This is a messenger RNA of Penicillium soppii, 1110 nucleotides long. RefSeq names its product putative L-serine dehydratase. Gene Ontology annotation, molecular function: threonine deaminase activity; L-serine ammonia-lyase activity; pyridoxal phosphate binding. NCBI's taxonomy places the organism in Eukaryota, Fungi, Ascomycota, Eurotiomycetes, Eurotiales, Aspergillaceae. The transcript is spliced from 3 exons. The coding region runs from base 1 to 1110 and encodes 369 amino acids. The record is from RefSeq and is a predicted model, not a curated record. Gene Ontology annotation, biological process: L-serine catabolic process; L-threonine catabolic process.
AUGGGACAUUUCGACCCAGAGCACGAACUGAAGAAACCCUGGAUUGAAACCCCUUUGAUAGAGUCGGCGACACUUUCAAAGGCUGCUGGAUGUCGAAUCUUCCUCAAAAUAGAGUCGCUCCAACCUUCUGGCUCAUUUAAAUCACGGGGCAUUGGAAACCUGAUCCUCAAAUCUCUUUCCCAUCCGUUGAACGCUGGCAGAGCCCUACAUUUUUUCAGCUCGUCGGCAGGCAAUGCGGGAAUGGCAGCAGUUAUCGCCGCCCGGGAUCUCGACUGUCCCUGUACGGUGAUUGUGCCCCUUAGUGCAAAGCCUAUGAUGAUCCAAAAAAUACUCGCUGCAGGGGCUUCGGAUGUUAUCCGCCAUGGAGCUAGUUGGUUUGAAGCCGACGCGUAUCUGCGGGAAAAGUAUAUCGAAAACCAAGACAGCAACUCAGAUUCUCCCACCAGGAACAUUUAUGUCCCGCCAUUCAACCACCAAGACAUCUGGCAAGGCGCGGGGACUAUGGUUGAUGAGAUAGUCAAGCAAUUACCUCCAAGGCACUACGGCAAAACCGAUACUUCUGAUUCGUUCCCGGCAGAUGUAAUUGUUUGCAGCGUUGGUGGUGGCGGGCUUUUUAACGGAAUUGUCGAGGGCGUUGAGAGGCAUUUACCAGGCCAUAAACCGGCAACAUUUCCCAACGAAGAGGCUCAGAAAGUUCGGAUUCUCGCUGUUGAAACAGCCGGGGCGGAUGCGCUGGCGCAUUCACUACGCAACGGUUCUCUGCACACCCUACCUGCAAUUACGUCACAGGCAAUUACCCUGGGGGCCCUCCGCGUGGCACCACAGACGCUGAAAAACGCGCAAUUUCCUCCGCCUGGUAUCGAAGUCACCAGUAUUGUGGGUACCGACGCUGAUGCGGCGAGGGGAGUUGUGCGUUUGUGCGAUGAGUUGCGUUUAGAGGUCGAGCUAGCUUGCGGGAUAAGUGUUCAAGUUGGCUUAGAUAGGCUAAAGGAAGUCAUAACAGACUUAACACCGGAAACUCGAGUCGUCAUCGUUGUUUGCGGAGGAAACGACGUUACUCCUGAGAUGAUUACAGACUACCGCCAGAAGCUUGAGAAUGGUUGGCGAUGA